Messenger RNA from Hippoglossus stenolepis (Pacific halibut), 1402 nucleotides. RefSeq names its product iodothyronine deiodinase 3a (gene dio3a). The transcript has a single exon. The record is from RefSeq and is a predicted model, not a curated record. Lineage: Eukaryota; Metazoa; Chordata; Actinopteri; Pleuronectiformes; Pleuronectidae. Gene Ontology annotation, molecular function: thyroxine 5'-deiodinase activity.
GCAAGUAACCCAACUUAAACCCACAAGAUCGUGCGCAGCGCAAGACCACUCGGGUUGUCACUGUGCUGAUAAUGAAUACUAUCAAAGCUAUUAAAAAUGCCAUAGUCUGCCUGGUGCUGCUGCCCCGGUUCCUGGUGGCAGCGGUCAUGUUCUGGCUGCUUGACUUUAUCUGCAUUAGGAAAAGGGUCUUCUUCAGGAUGAAGGAGCAGGAGGGCGAUGCCAUUGAUCCUCCUGUCUGCAUAUCCGACUCCAAUCGCCUGUUCAGCCUGGAGUCCCUCAAAGCUGUGUGGCACGGCCACAAGCUGGACUUUCUGAAGGCGGCGCACCUCGGACACGGAGCGCCCAACACCGAAGUAGUUCAGCUGCAGGAUCAGCGGCGCAGCCGGAUCCUCGAUUACGUGAAGGACAAGAGACCGCUCAUCCUCAACUUUGGCAGCUGCACCUGACCACCGUUCAUGGCGCGUCUCAAGGCUUUCCAGGGAGUUGUGCAGCAGAACGCAGACAUCGCAGACUCUGUAGUUGUGUACAUUGAGGAAGCGCACCCCUCCGACGGCUGGAUGAGCACAGACGCGCCCUAUCAGAUCCCCAAGCACCGGUGUCUGGAGGACCGGCUGAACGCGGCGCAGCUGAUGCGCCUGGAGGUGCCCGGCUGUCUGCUGGUCGUCGACAGCAUGGAGAACUCUUCCAACGCCGCGUACGGAGCUUAUUUCGACAGACUUUAUAUUCUACAGGAGGGAAAGAUAGUUUACCAGGGCGGCAGAGGACCCGAGGGCUACCGGAUCUCAGAGCUCAGAGACUGGCUGGAUCAAUACAGAGGGAGGCUGGAGAAAUCCAGUAAUCUAGUUAUCCAUGUGUAGAUUCAUCUCCAUCUUUCCACAGAUGCUGUGGCGAAAACAGCAAGAAACAAUGCUGCAGAUUUUUCAGUAUUAUAACUCCAGAUAGAUAGAUUGUGUCCCUCAUUAAUGGUUUAUUACGUGUAUUUAUUUUUUAUAUGAUUGGAUCAAAGUAAUUUGUUCAACAUUGUCGGAUGUGCUAAGGUAGGCUCCUUCAUUUCCUAUUGGACAUAUGCAUCCUGUUAGGAUCCAUUCAGGAAAAAAAGGUUUGUUUAGGCAAAUUGCUUGUCUACGAACAAAAGUAUUUGUGUGUCAAAAGUUCUGUUUUUAUUUCUUCUCCGUGUGUAAAUGCGCCUUCAUUGAAUCCGUCAGGAGGAUGGUGAGUUUUGCGCAUCACUGUGCUCCUCAGUACUGUUGUGAAGUUCGGUUUUUAAACGGGCUGAGUCCAGAGAACCGAUACUGAUGUUUUUCAUACUGCAGAUCACAGUGAGGCUGCUGCUCUCAACUGUUUUGUAAAUAUUGUUACGUUUUAUGGAUAUAUUUUUCAUACAAUAAAAUGUUUUGAUCUA